AACAGUAUGGAAGUCACGCCGAAAAACCGACAAUUCUACUCCAUUCCGGAGACUGAGAAACACGUGGACACUGUUGGGAAGACGAAAACUGAAGGUUUGGUCAAGUACAUCUCAGAAAAUAUCAUCGGUAACGAGAAAGUAUUCAGUGGACCUUUUGGUCUCAGAAAAGUGACCUAUCUGGAUUACACAGCGUCAGGAAGGGGAUUGAAAUUCAUUGAGGAUUAUAUACAGAAUGAAGUUUUACCUGAAUAUGGAAAUACGCACACAACAACAAGUAUCACCUCUCUCCAGACAACUCUUUACCGACAUGAAGCCAGAGAUAUAGUGCGGAAUGCUGUCCAUGCCAGUGAGCAUGACUCUGUGAUAUUCUGCGGAAGUGGAACUACAGCUGCUGUCCAUAAACUGAUUCAUGCUUUGAACCUAACGAAGCCUCCGGUUGUAUUUGUCAGUCCAUAUGAGCACCAUUCCACACUACUACCAUGGAAGGAAGUCGGAGCUAAGGUGCUGAGGAUUAAAGAGGACCAGUAUGGCUGUUUGUGUUUGGCUGACCUUGAAGCCAAGUUACAGCAAUGGAAGACCAGCGACCGACAGCUGAUUGGAUGUUUGAGUGCGGCCUCAAACAUCACAGGCAUGCUGGUUGAUGUUGAUGCUGUAACCGUUUGUCUGCAUCGUCACGGAGCUCUGGCCUUCUGGGACUACGCUACAGCAGCUCCUUAUUUAAAGAUUGACAUGAACCCAGUUAGCACAAAUGAGGACCAGCCUUACAUUUAUAAGGAUGCCGUUUUCAUCUCACCGCACAAGUUUGUUGGAGGAGUUUCCACUCCAGGUGUUUUGGUGGCUAAAAAGAACCUCUUCCGUAAUAUCGUACCAGAGAAGUGUGGUGGAGGAUCUGUGUUUUAUGUUAGAAGAGAUGGACAUCGAUACCUACAGGAGCCAGAGCUAAAAGAAGAGGGUGGCACACCCGCUAUUGUCGAAUCUAUUAGGGCAGGACUCGUGUUUCAGCUGAAGGAAGCUGUCACUGCUGAGGAAAUCAUGGCUAAGGAACAUGAUCUUUACAAAAAAGCGUGUGAGAUGUGGAGCGACUGUGAUAAUUUGGUGAUUCUAGGUAACCCCAUCAACAACAACAGACUUCCUAUCUUCUCCUUCCUGGUGUAUCAUCCCGCUGCCGGUCGUUUCCUCCAUCAUAACUACGUCGCCGCUGUGCUUAAUGAUCUGUUUGGUAUUCAAGCUAGGGGAGGAUGUGCAUGUGCAGGGCCUUAUGCCAUGGACUUGAUUGGUUUGGAUGAGAAGACAGCAACACAGAUAGAAGACUUGCUAGCAGAAGACGGUAGACUGGACAGGACUCAUCUCCGGCGUUAUCGUGAAUAUUCACCACGCGAAAUCAUCAGACCAGGAUUUGUGAGAAUCAACCUACCAUACUUUUUACAAAAGGACACAUUUGAAUUUGUGAUGGAGGCAGUAAAACUGACUGCAGAACAUGGCUGGAAGCUGUUGCCUCAAUACAUGUUCAAUCCAGAAACUGGGGAAUGGCGACAAAAAAAUUUUCAGGUCUUCAAGGAUAGAAAAUGGUUGGGCCAUAUACAGUACAGCUCAGGGGAGAUGAAGUACAGAGUACCCCCACCUGUUGUCAAAGGUCCAUUACCUACAGACUACCAAGAUUGCCUUCAGAAAGCCAAGGAUCUUUUCAGGCAAGCAGAGAAGACAAAGUACCAGCUGUCUGAUCACACACAGAUGUUUGAUGAGCAGACCCAGACUUACAGGUGGUUCUUACUGCCAAGUGAAGCCGCCCUGUGUCUUAAUGGGCACUCAGCAACAGCUAAAGAUGAUGGCUUUGUAUUGCCGUUUUGUCCUCCAACUAUUCGUGAACGUGUAGGACUACCAUCGUUUGUGGCUGGUGGACAGGAGGAGCAAGUAGAAGUGGGUCCACUCACACAACAAGAUGGUGUAGAGAGUUCACUUGAAAACAAAAAUUGCCUCCCUACAGAGGCAGCAACUGCAGGGUUUAGCGAGAAAAUGAUGAAGGCUCUAAACAGUGGAUUUCAGAUUGACAAGCGUAAAUUUGAAGAGGUUACUGGCAGCAAGUCAGAGGAAGAGGUAACAUAUCAAGAGGGAUGUGAUAAGUGCGAGGAGGAAGGUAUCACUGAUCACCUUAAGGAGAGUGUCAACAGACCCCAAGAAACUGGAGCUAUCGAGAUGUUGUGUAAAGAAACAGUGAUAUGUUCAGCAGCAAAGCGACGAAAAAUGGAAGAAAGUUCAAAUGCUGACUUUAACAUGCAGGACACACAAAGGUCACAAGGCUUACUAAGGUCAUCAGACACACAGAAGACAGAGGACACUAAAGAGACACCAGACACACAGAAGACACAGGAUACUCAAAAGACACAGGACACACAAAAGACACCAGACACACAAAAGACACAGGACACACAGAAGACACAGGACACUCAAAAGACACCAGACACACAGAAGACACAGGACACUCAAAAGACACAGGACACACAAAAGACACCAGACACACAGAAGACACAGGACACUCAGGGGUCACAGGACACACAAAAGACACCAGACACACAGAAGUUGCAGGAAAAACAGAAACCAAUAGAUAGCAAAAAUAAAUCUCCUAAAGGUUUGAAAGAGAAGAAGAGUGGCUGGUUUUCUCCUCCCAAAGUGAUAUUUACACCAUUCCUCAAGGCUGUGACAGAGUUUGAUAUGAUACAGAAUGGAGACAAGGUCCUCGUAUGUCUGUCGGGUGGUAAGGAUUCACUUAGCCUUCUCCACACCAUACGUCAAUACAAGUUCUACUGCCGAGGAAAGGGCCUAACAUUUGAAUUUGGAGCUGUAACCGUUGACCCGCAGACACCAUCAUAUGACCCACGACCUCUGAAGGCCUAUCUGGCGAGUCUUGGGGUACCUUACUUCUAUGAAACACAAUGUAUCAUGGAGACUGCUCAGAACUUGGACUAUGAAUGUGCAUCUAUCUGUAGCUUCUGUAGUCGUAUGAAGAGAGGCCGAAUCUAUGCCUGUGCUCGACGAGAGGGAUAUAACGUUCUAGCUCUGGGCCAACACCUUGAUGAUCUGAGUGAAAGUUUCCUCAUGUCGGUCUUCCAUAAUGGUCUGUUACGAACAAUGAAGGCACACUACACAGUAGGGAAAGAAGACCUACGUGUGAUACGUCCUCUUGUAUAUGUUAGGGAAAAAGAGCUUCGCACAUUUGCCGAACAGAACAAACUGCCAGUUAUAGCAGAGAAUUGUCCUGCCUGUUUUGAGUCACCUAAGGAGAGACAUCGUAUCAAACAGCUGCUGGCUGCCCAGGAAAUUCUACAUCCUCAUUUGUUUCACAGCCUGCUGUCUGCUCUCAAACCUCUGAUGGCCAUCAAUAGAACAAACAUUCAUAUUGCAGAGAUGUUAAGGUCACAGUUGCCAAGUGCGGACGACAUGGAGAUAUAACGACAUGUGUAUGAGGAACUUUACAUGUAUAGUUAGGUCAAUUGAGACAAAGUCUCAUGGUGACCUUGUGUGAUCAACUUCAUCCAGCAUCUUCUCAAAAACUCCUGCUCUGAUUUCUACGAAAUUUUGCAGAAACCUUCCUUGGCUUAAGGUGAAUUAAAAUUGUGAAUUAUACAGUCCCCACCCUCACAGGGGCCUGAGAAGUGGGGCCAAAAGCGGUUAAAUUGACUCAUAUUUCAAAAAUCUUCUUUUCAACAUCCAGAUAUAGUAAAAUCAAAUACUCUGCAUGAAUGGAAGCAUCUUCAGGUGCUUUACCAAAGUCGUGAAUUUUUCAUGGACCCAGGGUCUCAUAUUUCCCUAUGGGGAGGGAGUUAAGAUUACUAUAGUUUAAAUAGGAAAAUUUGAUUUUUGAGCAUAAUUUUUUUAACUUCCAUUGAAAGUAUUUCAAACUUGGUUAGGAUUAUGAGUGUAGGAUGACGGCUUGAUGGUAUGCCGAUAUUGAUCCUAACUGACCUCCCAGGGGCUGAUGGAUGUGGCUAAAAGGGGUCAGAUUGACUCAGAUUUCAAAAAUCUUCUUAGUACACAGGUAUGGUAGAAUCAAAUGCUUUUCAUGAAAAGCAUCUCAAGGUGCUUUAAUUACCAAUUUGAUUUUGCAACUGCUUUACACAAACAGAACUUAAAAUUUAUGAGUUUCUGAUACUGCACGGAAUGUUCAAAAUUUGAAAUUAUCAGAUUUGUCGCACAACCAUCUGCAAAUUAUAUGGUUUGUGCAUCUAUUCAUCGAUUGUUAGAUGACUGUUAAGGGCUAUGACCCUUGUGUUGAGAUAUUUGUUGGAAAUGACUUGGUAAAAAUCAUAAGUAUCAGAUUAUUCAAGUUAAAUAGUCACAUUACACCAGCCCUCAGUUUGAUGAUACCUGUAAAGCUCACAGAACAUUAUCUAAUAUGUGCCAAUUUGCAGCCAUCUGAUGCUAACCUUGGGUAAAAAACAGAGAACUGACUAUGUUUCUUGGUGUCAAAGGACAUUUUAUCCCCACAAAGUGCCUGCAGAAUGGGCAGUUCCUGUCUCUAAUUUAUCCCUCAAGAACAUAGAUCUUGAGAAUGUGUUUUUAAUAACAUCUGUAGUUUGUGUAUUUGUAAUUAGCAGUAUGUAUAUAUGGUGUACAGGAUUACACAUGACAGGUUUAUGAAUUAAAACCAAAAUUCUGAGUGAUGAGUGUGACUUACAAAUUUAAGUUAUGAUGUAUUUAUUUCAUUGUGUAAAUAAAUGUGUCGAUACCCAGA
This is a messenger RNA of Ylistrum balloti, 4729 nucleotides long. RefSeq lists its product as uncharacterized. NCBI's taxonomy places the organism in Eukaryota, Metazoa, Mollusca, Bivalvia, Pectinida, Pectinidae. The annotation marks the transcript as partial. The record is from RefSeq and is a predicted model, not a curated record. The transcript is spliced from 24 exons.